Vanessa atalanta (red admiral) is the source of this 621-nucleotide messenger RNA. RefSeq lists its product as uncharacterized. Lineage: Eukaryota; Metazoa; Arthropoda; Insecta; Lepidoptera; Nymphalidae. The coding region runs from base 1 to 621 and encodes 206 amino acids. The record is from RefSeq and is a predicted model, not a curated record. The transcript has 5 exons.
AUGGGCUUUACAAGAAACUGGGAUUCCUCGUGCCCACGAGUUUGGGACUCCUGGGAGACAGAUGGUACCAAAUGGGUGAUACAGGACUUGGCACCAGAAGACGACAAUACAGCUCUUGAACUACUUGUAAACCAUCUUCUAACCGAUGAAACGUUGUGCAACCUCAGUAGCUACUUUUACGGUGACUUAACUGAAUUUUUCGGCUGUUACACUGAAAUUGAAGGCAAGAAAACUUUAGUCGCCCUAAACUUGUGCAUCGUUGCAAAUAUAGAAGAAAAACUUUCAGCGGAUGAUAUUUUUGUACAUGACGUGGCCUGGAAAAACGUCUUCAAUGCGAUGGAAUAUGUAGAAUCCAAAUGCAAUACCUUCGAGUAUCUUGGCGUGGAUAGAUUAUUAAACGCACUCGGUCUAGUAGUGAAGCCUGAAUUUAGAGGGCACAAAUUGGGUAGCAAAAUUUUAACAGCUAUGAAAACUAAUCGAAAGGAAUCUCUAUGUAAAUCUCAAGGUCCACAACCUCCACACUGUCUUCUGGACCUGCUUCACAGAAGUCAGCAGCAAGCAGUCAGUCAGCAGCAGCAAAGGAGUGGGUUCGAGACAAGGGCGACCGUUACGUUGAAAUAA